ACCGCCACCUUCCGCUUAAAGACCACCUCUAGGCCUGCUCCUUCACUCACUCCACGGCAAUUAAACCCUUUCUAAAUGGCUUCGCAUCUGGGUGCAUCGCUACGCGCUACCGCACGCUCUGCGGUUCCUGUUUCUCACCGACACAAACACCGAGUUGCUGUUACAGUUCUGGUGAGAAGAAGUGGAGGCAGGGGAGCGUCGAGGAUUAGGGUUUCGGAUGGCGGGGACUCGUACCUCGACAUGUGGAAGAAGGCGGUGGACCAGGAGAGGAAGGGCAUGGAGUUCCAGAGGAUUGCAGGCAACUCCGGUGGAGAGGACGAUGGGGAGAGUGCAGAGGCAUUGGAGAGGAAGAGCGACGAGUUCAUGAAGAUUCUGGAGGUUUCUAAGGAGGAGAGGGACAAGGUGCAGAGAAUUCAGGUCAUUGACCGAGCUGCCGCAGCGAUCGCGGCGGCGAGGGCCAUUCUUCAGGAGAGUAAGUCGGGAGAGGAGGAGUUGGGAUAUUCUAGAGUUGAGGGUUCGGGGAGUGAGAGUGGUGGAGGAACGGGGGUUCAGCAGGGAGGUAAUGGAACACAGAACGGGGUCUUGUUUGUGCCUCAGUCUCAAACAUCUGUGAAUUCAACACCAGGUCCAGAUUUUUGGUCUUGGACACCUCCUAUGGAUAGUGAGGGAAAAUCCGAUGAUGCCGGUAACUUGCAGACAGCAAGAACAUCUUCUCCGUAUCUUACUCCAGCCAAAUCAUUGAUGGAGAAAGAGCAAUCUGUAGAUUUUCUCCCAAUUCCAUUUGAGAGCCGGUUUUCUGAAAGCAGCCACAAUCCUCUUCUUCCACCACUUCAAUCAUUGACAGAGGUUGGCAAAGUGGAUGUUUCUAGUUCCAGUCUAGAGAUACCUUCCUUAAAAAGGGAAGAUGAACUUGGCGUUCUAUUUUUAGGACAUGCAGCAGAAGCUGUUCAUGCUCUUGAUGAGGUGGAUGGAGCAUUGUCCCAUGGAGUAAGUCCUGAUGGAUCAAGGUGGUGGCGGGAGACAGGGAUUGAACAAAGACCUGAUGGUGUGGUUUGCAGGUGGACGCUGAUCAGGGGUGUCAGUGCUGAUCAUGUUGUUGAGUGGGAAGAUAAGUUUUGGGAGGCUGCUGACAAGUUUCAAUAUAAGGAACUUGGCUCAGAGAAAUCAGGGCGUGAUGCAACAGGAAAUGUAUGGCGUGAAUAUUGGAAAGAAUCAAUGUGGCAGGAUUGUGGGCUUAUGCACAUGGAGAAAACUGCUGACAAGUGGGGAAAGAAUGGAAAAGGUGAUGAAUGGCAUGAGAAAUGGUGGGAACAAUAUGAUGCCUCUGGCAAAGCAGAUAAAUGGGCCCACAAAUGGUGCAGCAUUGAUCCAAACACACAACUUGAGGCUGGUCAUGCUCAUGUUUGGCAUGAAAGAUGGGGUGAGAGGUAUGAUGGGCAUGGUGGCAGCAUGAAGUACACUGAUAAAUGGGCUGAGCGUUGUGAAGGUGAUGCUUGGACUAAAUGGGGUGAUAAAUGGGAUGAGAACUUUGAUCCAAACAGCCAUGGCGUCAAGCAGGGGGAGACGUGGUGGGAAGGGAAGCACGGAGAGCGGUGGAAUCGCACAUGGGGUGAGGGCCAUAAUGGUUCUGGAUGGGUGCACAAGUACGGGAAGAGCAGCAGCGGGGAGCACUGGGAUACACAUGAGGAGCAAGACACUUGGUACGAGAGAUUUCCACACUACGGUUUCUAUCACUGCUUUGAGAACUCAGUCCAGCUCCGGGAAGUUCAGACUCCACCCCAGUUGUCGUGAAACAUUCCUUCAUCAGCACAAAGGAAGAGGCCAUAUACAGUAUAAUUUUGUUCAGUUGUAAGCAAAGGAAGCCAGAAUUUUACCUUAGCCACGAUAUCUAUUUUCCCAUAAAUGAGGGGUUGCACACCUCUUACUGAAAGUUACAGUGACAUGAAAUCCAUAUAGUUCCUAUUUCACUCUCAA
Vitis riparia (riverbank grape) is the source of this 1974-nucleotide messenger RNA. RefSeq lists its product as uncharacterized. The transcript has 4 exons. The coding region runs from base 76 to 1791 and encodes 571 amino acids. Lineage: Eukaryota; Viridiplantae; Streptophyta; Magnoliopsida; Vitales; Vitaceae. Gene Ontology annotation, cellular component: chloroplast stroma; starch grain. Gene Ontology annotation, biological process: starch metabolic process; regulation of starch metabolic process. The record is from RefSeq and is a predicted model, not a curated record. Gene Ontology annotation, molecular function: starch binding.